Molecule: messenger RNA, 5371 nt
Organism: Liolophura sinensis
Lineage: Eukaryota; Metazoa; Mollusca; Polyplacophora; Chitonida; Chitonidae
Exons: 23
Coding region: 182-4003 (1273 amino acids)
Source: RefSeq, a predicted model, not a curated record
GAUUCUCUGAGAGGAAAAAUCAAAAUUUAGAAAGUACUUUCGGACUGGGAGUAGAGUGAUUUCAUUCUACUUUCUAGAGAUUUAGGAAAACGUAGUGCUAUAUCUUUCUGAUUGUUUGUGUGCACAAGUGUCUUUUUUUUUCUACAGAUGUUUUGAAUUUGCCAGGUGCUAUUAUUUAGUAAUGAUAAAUAUUCCUACAGGUACAUUGAAUUACCGCUUUACACCACGGACAGUUGAUGACAUAAACAUGUCAAGGUUAGUUGAGACAUGCCUGUCGCCUGGGGUGUAUCAGCUAGUUUGUGAAGUAGGCGUAGCUAAGACCCAGGCUGAAGAUGACCCCAGAGCAUACCUGACCAACAAACUACUGCUUAAUUGGGACACUGUACAGAUGCUCAUUCAAGAAGGAGAUGUGAAUGGAGAGCCCACAGACUUUAGCGGAUGUGUUAAAAGCUUAGCACCCUUGUUCUCAGCGGUAGAGAGGUAUAUGAGUGGGUUGUCAUGUGAACAGUUUGCCAGUCAAUACCGGCAUCUUCUGACAUGGACAGGUAAUCCUCAGAUUUGCCUGCGUUGUUUUGAAUAUUUAAAGACAGGUGUUCGAUCUUCAGGCUUAUUGAGUCUGCUGCUGAGUACGGCUGUACUGGAGAGAGCACUGGGGGAUCUGUAUUUAACCCGAGGGAAACAAUGUCCAUCUCUACUCAAAGACUUGCUCAUGACAUCAGAGCUAGAGGCCUUGUUAGGUGCUAGUGUGAUUAGGUUUUUGCGAGUGUUGAUAGGACCCCCCACAUCUCUGAACCUCCGGAACUUAGUGUGGCAUGGCUUCCCUGCUCCCUCUGAGAUUCCACUACAGUAUAAUUAUAUGCUGUUGAUGGUGGCUGUUACUCUGGGGCACCUGAUCACAACAUCCAUGGAUGCAGAUUCCAUUCCACACAGAUGUCCUGUUAGUUUUCAUCAAGUGGAGAAAAUUACUACAAAAUUCUCAGUAUCACUGUCAAUUCUACCAAAAGUGAAAUGGAAGCAUUUGUGCAGAAAUUCACAGUUCAUUUUGCCACAGUUUUUACCUGUCUGGGAAGAUGCCUUUGACCUCUAUCAAGAAAACAGACGGUAUGGCGAAAGUGUGACCCUGUUGUUUCCUCUGCUGGAAAAUGGGUUACGAUGGAUGUUUGCUGAACUUAAUCAUUGUCCUGAUCGUGUGCUUACAGCUGAGUCAUCAGUGUUAUACACCACAUUUGAUGAAAUACUGGCACGUCUUGUAGCGGGCAAAGAAAACAAGCUAUUAUCUAAACUGGGACCACAUUUAGUUGACUUGCUGCAGGACCUAAUGGUGUACCCAGAGGGUCCGAGGUUCAGAGACAGACUGGGACAUGGAGAAGCCAAUUUCUUGGACAUCACUAAACAGCAGGCUGAUGCCGUGUGGGUAACAGCCCUGGCAUUGCUCUACACAUUUACCUCCCCUUGCCAUGAGCAGCAGGAUGACCAUGCCGAGACUGUGUUGAGUGAACUGCACUCGUAUACAAGCGUAUUCCACCCAGUCUCUCUUCUCACCGACCAGAUAUCAUCAUUAACAGAAAUCUUAUCUACCUGGCUUAGCAACAUACACUACACUCCUGACCUGUCAAAGAUGCUCUCUCAAGGUGACUGGGAUAAUGCAUUGCCAGGGAACGCCCUCUAUACAGAGUUAUUGCCCUUAGUUGAGCAGACUGGCUUACCAUUACUGCAGCAGAUUCAUCACUAUACAGGUCUAGAGUUGGAUGACAAACAUAUGCCUAUUAACAUAAAGUACAUCUGCAGAUUUCUGCUUCCUGAUGGUAAUGCGAUGGCAGCUGUGAUUACAGUGUUGAAGUCUGCUAGAAUCUCAACAUUGAGAAGAACAAUGUCUGUGAUUGGUCAAUCAUCUAUGGCUAUGGUGUGUGAGGCUGGAGAUGAUGAGGUUAGCUGUAGUAUGGAGGAGAUAGGCCUGACGAGGGAGGUACUGUCUGAAUGUGAGCAGGUGUGUGAGGCUGGAGAUGAUGAGGUUAGCUGUAGUAUGGAGGAGAUAGGCCUGACGAGGGAGGUACUGUCUGAAUGUGAGCAGGUGUGUGAGGCUGGAGAUGAUGAGGUUAGCUGUAGUAUGGAGGAGAUAGGCCUGAUGAGGGAGGUACUGUCUGAAUGUGAGCAGGUGUGUGAGGCUGGAGAUGAUGAGGUUAGCUGUAGUAUGGAGGAGAUAGACAUGACGAGGAAGACCCAGUGUGAUUGUGAGCAGGUGUGUGAGGCUGGAGAUCAUGAGGUUAGCUGUAGUAUGGAGGAGAUAGACCUGACGAGGAAGACCCAGUGUGAUUGUGAGCAGGUGUGUGAGGCUGGAGAUGAUGAGGUUAGCUGUAGUAUGGAGGAGAUAGACAUGACGAGAAAGGUACUGUCUGAAUGUGAGCAGGUGUGUGAGGCUGGAGAUGAUGAGGUUAGCUGUAGUAUGGAGGAGAUAGACAUGACGAGGAAGACCCAGUGUGAUUGUGAGCAGGUGUGUGAGGCUGGAGAUGAUGAGGUUAGCUGUAGUAUGGAGGAGAUAGACAUGACGAGAAAGGUGUGUGAGGCGGGAGAUGAUGAGGUUAGCUGUAGUAUGGAGGAAAUAGACAUGACGAGGAAGACCCAGUGUGAUUGUGAGCAGGUGUGUGAGGCGGGAGAUGAUGAGGUUAGCUGUAGUAUGGAGGAGAUAGGCCUGACAAGGAAGACCCAGUCUGAAUGUGAGCAGGUGUGUGAGGCUGGAGAUGAUGAGGUUAGCUGUAGUGUGGAGGAGAUAGGCCUGACGAGGGAGGUACUGUCUGAAUGUGAGCAGGUGUGUGAGGCUGGAGAUGAUGAGGUUAGCUGUAGUAUGGAGGAGAUAGGCCUGACGAGGGAGGUACUGUCUGAAUGUGAGCAGGUGUGUGAGGCUGGAGAUGAUGAGGUUAGCUGUAGUAUGGAGGAGAUAGGCCUGACGAGGAAUGUGUGUGAGGCUGGAGAUGAUGAGGUUAGCUGUAGUAUGGAGGAGAUAGGCCUGAUGGGGAAAGCGCUGUCUGAAUGUGAGCAGGUGUGUGAGGCUGGAGAUGAUGAGGUUAGCUGUAGUAUGGAGGAGAUAGGCCUGAUGGGGAAAGCACUGUCUGAAUGCGAGGAGGUGUGUGAGGCUGGAGAUGAUGAGGUUAGCUGUAGUAUGGAGGAGAUAGGCCUGAUGGGGAAAGCACUGUCUGAUUGUGAGCAGGUGUGUGAGGCUGGAGAUGAUGAGGUUAGCUGUAGUAUGGAGGAGAUAGGCCUGAUGAGGAAGGUGUGUCAGGCUGGAGAGGAUACGGUUAGCUGUAGUAUGGAGGAUAUAGGCCUGACUAGGAAGACCCUGUCUGAUUAUGAGCAGGUGUUUCAGGCUGAAGGUGAAGAGGUUAGCUGUAGUAUGGAGGAGAUAGACCUGACUAGGAAGACCCUGUCUGAUUAUGAGCAGGUGUUUCAGGCUGAAGGUGAAGAGGUUAGCUGUAGUAUGGAGGAGAUAGAGCUGACUAGGAAGACCCUGUCUGAUUAUGAACAGGUGUUUCAGGCUGGAGGUGAAGAGGUUAGCUGUAGUAUGGAGGAGAUAGAGCUGACUAGGAAGACCCUGUCUGAUUAUGAGCAGGCUGGAGGUGAUGAGGUUAGCUGUAGUAUGGAGGAGAUAGGCCUGAUGAGGAAGACACUGUCUGAAUGUCUGCACAUCUCAGAAAAUGUCCUCCAGGCUCUGGAGCUCAGACAGCAACAGUUGGAGGCAAAACAGCUGAGAUCCCGUCAGAGAGAUACCUUGAAACGACUUCUGACCAGUGUGCCAUGUUUGUCAGUGGGGUUGAGGACCGUGAUCGCUGUGACUCUCUCUCAGCUUAUUGUCCCAGCUUCAAGUGGUUACAAAGUCAGCAUCAGGUUUCAGAAGACCAUGUUACAAUAUUGUGAGAAUGUAAGGACUUGUACUGCUGGUCAUAAAAACAAUUGGUUAGAAAGUGUGGAGCUGAUGAAAAAGUUUGUGCGUAGUCUGUUGAAAGAAUGAAGGGACUGGUGAGAAUGUCUUCAAAGGGAAAAAAAAUGUUACAGGGUGAGGCUUGCACUGUACGAGAAUGACAAUUCAAGGAGAGUAUUAGAUGUCUACUGUUCACAGCCCUUGGGUUUAGUGUGGGGAAAGAUGAAUACAGGGCCAGGAAAUUGCUCAGUGGAAUGUCAGAGAUGAGGCUGACGUCACCCCUAAGCUACACACUCUGCCUCAGCCCAUUGGUCUGUGCUGAUAGUGCACGUUUGGAAUACAAAGAGAGGGGUGGGAGAAACAAACAAGGCUGCCCUUUACGUGUUAAGUGAGAAUUACUCUGUAUUGAAAUAAAUGCUUACAGUGAAGAAUUCGUGACAUUGCCUACCAACACAGUCUCUGAUGACCCGGAUCUAGUUGUUUAGCAAAUGUGAAAGAAAAAAAAAACAUAUUGGAAGAGUUUAGGAUAUCCAUGAACUUUCUUCUGUCCAAAGGAUGAGAGUUUGGUUUUCUCUGACAGCAGUGUGUUGGGCACUCUGUUCUGCCAUGUCUUAAGCACUGUGUGUAAAAAAAAUCUCAGUGCUGUUUCUUGUAUUGGACGCUGUGUGAACAGAACUCAAUGCCGUGCCUUAAUGUUGGACCCUAUGUGAACAGAACUCAUUGCUGUGCUAGGUGUUGGACACUGUAUGAACAGAAUUCAGUGCUGUGUCAACUGUUGGACACUGUAUGAACAGAACUCAGUGCUGUGCCAAGUGUUGAACACUGUGUGAACAGAACUCAGCACUGUGCCAAGUGUUGGACACUGUAUGAACAGAACUCAGUGCUGUGCCCAGUGUUGGACACUGUGUCAACAGAACUCACUGCUGCGCUGUGUUAGGGAGUGUUUCUGCUGCUCAAUGCUGAAUUGCCAGUCUUGGCUGUAAAGAUGACCUGUGUUAAUGUAGUGAGACAUAGUAGUUGACAUACUUCACUUAGAUCUGCACGGCAACCUUACAUAACAUCCGUGAGCGUGUCAUUGGACAGACGUAACCUGAGCAGGUGCAUGUUUGUGUGUGUGUGUAUAUAUGUAUAUGAUAUGCACAUUAAUAUGGAGAGCAUCUGGCAUGUAACUGAAAGCCAACGGACGUUCAUCAUCUGAAAGGAGAGGCUGCCUGUGAAAAGCCGAUUUAUAGUCAGAAUAUUUUGUGUAGAAAUGACAUGUCAUUGUGAUGUACACUGCUGGUUAUGUCCUGACAUGCAAAGUGAAGAACAUCAUGGAUACUCCGUUGUUUUGAAGAACUCUUGAUUCAGAUCUAACAACAUUGAGAAAAGUUUUCCCAAGUGACAAUUAUCAACACAAGUAAUCAUCUCAUCAGGGUAUGGCAUACCUGUAAUAUGUGUAGCACAGAGCUUUCCGGG